ACUCCCUGUUGAGCCCCACCUCCCACGAGGAACCAGCCCACCCACUGCCCAUAUGCACGCCAGACAUUUAGACAGCCAGUGAGAGAAGAGAACCUCGGUGGGUUUGAAGAGCUAUAGACAGUCACCCACUUCCAGAUCCACGGUGGUUCAGAAGGGCUUGGCUCACUCAUUGACUAGCUAUAGAUUGACAGUGACAGAGUCUAGAGGAGGAAAGAGGCCAGAAGAGAAGAAGACGAGCUUUUAAGUGAUUGUGAGUGUGUGUGUGUGUGUGUGUGUGUGUGUGUGUGUGUGUGUGUGUGUGUGUGUGUGUGUGUGUGUGUGUGUGUGUGUGCGUGCGUGUGCAUCAUGGCAUCAGGAGGCCAUGGGAUGAGGGGUAGAGGAGAACCCCUCCACGCACCCCACCUCUCAGACAUCUAUGCCAACAGUGCUAUCCAGCAGCAGGACUAUUCUGCAACCAUCUGGCUCCGCAGCAAAGAGAAGCUGGAACAUUCUCAGCAGAAAUGCAUAGCCAUAUUUGCUCUGCUGUGCUGCUUCGCUGUGCUGGUGGCUCUCACCUUCUCCGCUGUAGACGUCUGGGGGGAGGACGAGGACGGAAUCACAGAAGAGAACUGUAACAGACACUGUCGCAUUGUCCUUGUGGAGAACAUUCCGGAGGACCUCCACCUUUCCGUAGAUGGUACAACCCACGUUCCCCUCUCCACAGGCCUCAACAGCCUGUUGGACCAGGCCAAGCACUCAGUGGAGGUGGUAUCUCCCGUCUGGAACCUCAACUCAUGGGACCAAGAGACAUGGCCCAACUCUGACACAGAGGGCCAGCUUCUGUUCCAGAGACUGCUCAACCUCAAGACUCGGGAGGUUAAAUUGAAGAUUGCCAGCAGUCUCACAGACUCUGCUGAACUGCAGAAACUAACAGAGCAUGGUGCCGAGGUUCGCUUUGUGAAUAUGUCAGCUCUGACCAGAGGCGGACUGCACUCCAAUUUCUGGGUUGUUGAUCGGAAGCAUGUGUUCAUUGGCAGUGCCAGCAUGGACUGGCGAUCACUGUCCAAGAGGAAGGAGUUGGGGGUGCUGGUUUAUAACUGCAGCUGUCUGGCUAUAGACCUCCAUAGGGUCUUCUCCUUUUACUGGCAGCUCCAGAACAGAGACUACGUCCCUUCUAUCUGGUCUAAGAGAGUCACGGCCCUCUACGGCAAGGACAGCCCCGUAACGCUGUACCUCAAUGAUACAGAGGUUACCGCUUAUGUGUCGACCUCUCCUGACCUCUUCUGUCCAAAGGAUCGGGCCAAGGACAUAGAUGUCAUACAGCAUGUGAUGCAGGAGGCCAAGUUGUUCAUCUACAUCUCUGUCACAGACUACCUUCCCCUACUCACCAGAAGGUCUGGAGGGUCUUUAGUUUCAAGAUACUGGUCUCCUAUCGAUGAGAUGAUACGUGAGUCUGUGGUCCUGCGAGGGGUCAAAGUUCGCAUGCUCAUCAGUUUCUGGAAGCAGACCCACCCGCUCACCUUCAACUUCAUUAUGUCCCUCAAGUCACUGUGCAUGGAGCUGGCCAACUGCUCCCUAGAAGUGAAGUUCUUUAGCAGGAGGGAGCAGAUGGCUAAUAGUCAACCAGGAGUCAACCACAAUAAGUACAUGGUGACCGACAGUGCUGUGUACAUAGGUAAUCAUGACUGGGUGGGGAGUGAGUUUGUCUAUAACGCUGGGACCGGACUCGUCAUCAAACCAACACAAACUCUCAAGGAGAGGGGCGCCACAAUCCUGGAACAGGUGAAGGCUGUAUUCGAGAGAGACUGGCAUUCGCGCUACGCUAAAACCCUACAGGCCAGUAACAGGACUCCAGAGGGUAGCAAAUACAGGAACCUCCACAACAACCAGAGGUCAAGAGUCUGACGGAUAACAAGGAGGGCAAAGAGACCUGGAAUGAGUCUAACGACCCCUAUUAAUAAACUAUCAGCACAACUUUCCCUUUAACUUGUCAUGAAACAAGGGUGUAUUCACUAGGAACUAAACGGACGCAAGAUGCACAAAUCUGGUUAUGUGGACCGUUAUAUGCACGAUUAUACGCAUGAGCGGCAUGGAGGUCGAACAUAAACGACUAUUCUAAUGGUGUCAUUUCUUUCAGGACCUCUACAUUUACACACACUGAAGUAUAUAUGCAUUUUGUAUUGUCUGAUUAUGCAUUCAGUUUGACAAGAAUACCUCAGUAUUUUAACCUUUUCUAAUAAUCUAUAUAACCACUAAAAAAAUCAUAGUAAACAUAAAAUGCUUUGCCUUAAUUAUAUUUCACAUGCUUACAUGGAGACGACCUCUCUUUCUAGACUUAUUGUCAUAUAAACAAAUUACAAUAUAACUGGUAGGAUGUUACCUGUGUGCAAUUGCAUGGCAUGCCUUUUGGGGGAACUGCCAAAAUGACCCUCCCCCUUCUCAGUACACACACACGCUCAAGGACAAGAGGAUAAUUUAACCUAAAGCAGAAGAUUAUCAUUAUACAGAAGCCAGUAGGCCUAUGUAAGUAGGAAUGAUUCAUUAAAAUACAUGGAAUGUACAUUAUAUUUAUGAUACAUUUAUGAUACAGUUUCGCCUUGUUGAUCCAUAAUAUAAUGUGAACUUAUUUUAUACUUGACUGUAAUAAAAACGAUACCUCGUCCUUAUUUCCACUGUUCUGAAACAAUUCCAACUGGAAAUAGCAGAAAACAAAGGAUAUAAUGGCCACCACUUCGGCCUAGUAAAGGGGAAAAGUGUAGGAAAAUUAACCAUGGGGCUUACUUUUCCCAUCAGGGCUGUAUUUUUAUGGGGGGGGGGGGGGGACAGUUAACUUCAUGCCUAAAAUCUACGUUUUAUAAUGCUAUUCUACACAUUUUGUCAUGAGGCUAUGAGAAAAUGUUGCAGUUUUAAAGCAAAUUGUCUACUAUUUACACAUUUUGCCAUGAGGCUGAGAGAGAAUUUAGCUGUUUUAAAGAUAAUUUCCUGCAAUUCUACAGAUUUUGCUGUUAUACGCUAUAUGGGGGCACCCCGACCUCCAAGUUGUGUAAUAAUAAUUUGAUUAGCGGUCCCCUGGAGGUCGGGGGGCCAGUGCACGUGCCUUGCGUUCGUGCCGGGCACCACAUGAAGCAACAUCAGGCGUGUGGUAGUACUUAUUUUGAACACAUGAUGGUGCUAUAGUAUUAUAUUAGAUAUCAAAUGGCUCUGGGUUGACACUGUGUAAAUGGAUUCAAUGAGAGAUGAGGAUUACUUUUUCAUGUUCAGUUAGUUGUAUGUUCACCGCAAAGUUUAUAUCAACCUUUUUAGUAAGUUUUAUUAUAGACUAAUCAUGUUGAAAUUACAGCCUAGGCUUACUCGUGUUGUAAAUUGUUAUAAACAUGUAAUGGGGCCUAUCGUUUGAUAGUUUUUUUGUUUGGAUUUGGAUUGCAGUUUAUGUAUCUCCUCAACUUGUAUUAUACCAUGUUUUGCUCGUUUUCUGUCCAAAUUGUAUUUUGUUA
Messenger RNA from Oncorhynchus mykiss (rainbow trout), 3473 nucleotides. The record is from RefSeq and is a predicted model, not a curated record. NCBI's taxonomy places the organism in Eukaryota, Metazoa, Chordata, Actinopteri, Salmoniformes, Salmonidae.